CGAAGACUGUUUUCUGCCUGAUAUUUUUUUUUAUCUCCUCAAUAGCAAUGGUGACGCUUUAUUGUCAUGUGAUCAGGGUGCUGGUAUAAAGCGCAAGGAAAGGUCCGCCCUCUUUGGAAUCCUGGUUUGGCCUUUAGGAGGGUCUCCCCCGAUACUCCCACUAUAGAACACGCGUGUGGAUGUUGCGAUCUAGGCGACCUCUUGAUUCAGAGUCGAUAUCAAUCCAUUAAAAGUCUAUGGCACUGGUGACACACUGGCCCGUCCUCUCUGCCACUCGCGUAUCUGCUCGACGCGUCUUAUGACUUCUCCAGAAUCGAGAGCGCAGGUAACACGCAGGCUCAGCACAUCCAGCGCUUCUCCGCCGUAGCCCAUCAGGCGAGAGAGAGAGCCAUGACUUUGAGCUCCGAGAUGUCGGAUGCGUCUGUGCUCUCGGAGGAGACCGACAUCGACGUGGUUGGGGAGGGAGAUGAUGGUGACGGGCACACACGCUCCUACGUGGACGAGGUGGCUCAGAUGCACGACGAGAUCCUGCUCAACGGUUCCCUGCCUUGUGUGGAUGCCUCCACCGCACGGGACCCCUACAAGCCAGCGACAAAAAACACCCUGGUAAAACCCCCAUACUCCUACAUCGCACUCAUCACCAUGGCAAUCCUCCAGAGUCCCAAGAAGCGUCUGACGCUCAGCGAGAUCUGUGACUUCAUCAGUAACAGAUUUCCAUACUACCGGGAAAAGUUCCCAGCUUGGCAGAACUCUAUCCGACACAACUUGUCCUUAAAUGACUGUUUCGUCAAGAUACCUAGGGAGCCUGGGAACCCAGGUAAAGGCAACUACUGGACACUGGACCCAGAGUCAGCCGACAUGUUUGAUAACGGGAGUUUUCUACGGCGCCGGAAACGCUUUAAACGCCAGCAAGCGCCGGAACUUCUCCGGGAGCACGGAGGCUUCCUCCCCGCGCCCGCUGUAUACGGCUACGGACCUUACGGUUGCGGAUACGGUCUACAGCUUCAGUCUUACCACGCGCAUUCUGCGCUCCUCGCCUUUCAGCAGCAGCAACAGCAGCCGUCUCCCCCGUCCCGGCAUCCACACACCGGAACUCUUAUCCCCGCGCCUUCCCUCAUGCCAAACACAACGGAGCUCGUCCGCUCGCGCUUCUAUCCUCCACUAAGUCCCGGUCUUUCCUCCCCCAUACAGACUGCGGUCAAGUCCCCGGUUCACCGUUCUCCUUUCUCCAUAGUCAGCAUAAUUGGGAGCUCUUUAAGCCCUACGAACUCGCACUGUCCCUCACGGACUUCCCCGGUGGUCCCAGUGCUGCCGCCGACCCUCGCGUCUCAGCACUCCCCAAACCCGCCACAUCCCCUCCAUGGAGUUUUGCAUGGACCGACGUCUUUACACGAAACCUACGCCAACAGGAUUGUCAGUGGCACGAACGGCUGUUAAUUUCUUAACUAAACGUCUAAAUGUUUUAAAGCGAUACACUCCUAUGUUUAAGGUAGGAUUAUUUUUGUAUUGUUUUGUUUCUUUUUUUAAACGCAGCUGAAUGGUGAACAGUAACACUUCCGUGCCUAUAUUCAAGCUGUGAAAUAUAAAAUAUAUAUUUAUGUUAACAUUUAAGUUUAAUCCAAUUUCCGCCCCCACGAACUUUUCGUUGUCAAUUUGAUUGUGGUAAUCACUGCAUAGGGCGUCUCAGGACAACAUUUUUAACAGGAUAUCAAAAUAAUUGUCAAAUGUCUACAAUUAUAUAUUUUAUGUGAAAACACAAAUGUUUUCUAGUUUGACAAUUUUUUUUAUUAUUUUUUUUUUUUAUUAUUAUUCACUUUGUAAAUGAAAAUUCACGAGGGUUAAAAAUCGAGCGUUUUUUACGUGUACAUCUCAACACAAUGUACAUUCUUUGGUAUUGUAUACUCGGAGUGUGAUAUUUUUUACACAGUCUGUUUUUCAUUAAUAAUAAAUAUUGUUUUACAAAAUGAAAUGAGUGGAAAUUAACUCAUUGAUAGACAGCUACACAGUCUUCUCCACAGCUUUCAAUGAUUCUACUAUGAUUUAGGCCUUCACUUUGCCUUGAUCCUUUUAAGUAUCCUGAAAAUAAAUCCAACCAC
Myxocyprinus asiaticus (Chinese sucker) is the source of this 2096-nucleotide messenger RNA. RefSeq names its product forkhead box protein D1-like. The transcript has a single exon. Gene Ontology annotation, molecular function: RNA polymerase II cis-regulatory region sequence-specific DNA binding; DNA-binding transcription factor activity, RNA polymerase II-specific. The record is from RefSeq and is a predicted model, not a curated record. NCBI's taxonomy places the organism in Eukaryota, Metazoa, Chordata, Actinopteri, Cypriniformes, Catostomidae. Gene Ontology annotation, biological process: regulation of transcription by RNA polymerase II; anatomical structure morphogenesis; cell differentiation. The coding region runs from base 391 to 1437 and encodes 348 amino acids.